Molecule: messenger RNA, 970 nt
Organism: Cryptotermes secundus
Lineage: Eukaryota; Metazoa; Arthropoda; Insecta; Blattodea; Kalotermitidae
Source: RefSeq, a predicted model, not a curated record
UUUGAUAAUAUGUGUAAUUGUUAUGGGUUAAUUGUAAUUAAUUUUUAUUUAUAUCAUUGAUGGGACUUGUCCUGUUGUCUUAGACUAUUACUAUAUCCGCUGUUCUUCCAGCCGUGUAAGGAUUAAUGGAAAGUAAUUAAAUGAAUGAAUGUCUGUUUUAGUGCAUGAUGUAAUGUAGCACCUACACCAUGUUUGUAAUGUUUACUGAUGAAUUAUUUCAAUGUUUUGAGAUAAUAUGUAAUACUCUUACAGGGCUAUGGUAUGGGCAGGAAGAGUUGGGUUGUCCUGUACUACUGAUUCUGCUAGAAUGCUGCACAAUAAAGUUCUGUGCAACAAACAUUUCUCUGAAAGUGAUUUCACUACAGCUGAAAGGGUACACCUUAACAGAUGUGCAGUUCCAUAUGGCACAGAUUCUGCUGCACAGUCACUCCCACAACCUCCUGAUACUUCAUUACACACACCUUCCUUUGAUACCUUGCCUUCAGAUUUAUCUCCUGUACAUGAUCUUAAAGUCCUACCGCCCACCAGAACCUACAGCAAGACACUUGUGCCCUCUGCUGUAGCACCUGUUCCUAUUCAUGCAGACAGUCCUUCCACUUCCUUUCAAAUGUCUGCAAUCCAAUCAUCACCAACAACAGGCAACAUUUCUUCAGUGAAAGAAACCUCCUAUCUCUUAGGCUCUGGAAAUAUAUAUGCUUCUGAUGGGGCACUCGGGCAUAUCAGUUGUCAAAGUUCCUCCUCAAAGCCGAGAGCAAGGCGUUCUCUGCUGAAAGAACUUAAUUUGGCUUCGCUUUCUGAAUUGACACCGAAGAAAAGGAAAUUAUAUGCACAAAUUCGGAAUAAGGAGAGUGCACUCUGCAAACUGAAAAAGAAAUACAAAGGAAAGAAGUUGGAAAAUCUCUGUGAUGUGGACAGUGGUCCACUCAUGGAGAGGCUUUCAUCUUCUCUCAGUGUAGAGGCUGCCAGGUUA